Messenger RNA from Prunus armeniaca (apricot), 786 nucleotides. The record is from the annotation of a GenBank genome assembly. NCBI's taxonomy places the organism in Eukaryota, Viridiplantae, Streptophyta, Magnoliopsida, Rosales, Rosaceae.
AUGUGGCGCUGUGGUAUGAGGACACACAUCACCAACAGAAAAAGCACCUACGAACUACGACUUAGAGGACAUCAACGAGGAGACUUGGCGUACGUCAACAGACUCUUCGGUGAGAGGUACAAGCAGUGGAAGAGCGACUUGCACCACCAUUUUCAGGCGUUUGAUGAUCCGCAAGUCGCUCUUCAGGAGGGUUGCCCGAAGGAGCUUGAGGGGCGGGAGGAUAGUUGGGCGUGGCUCUGCGCUCAUUUUCAGGCGCCCGAUUAUGUGAAUAAAGCCCAAGUGAAUAAGGGCAAUAGGAAGAAGAAGACUCUUCUUCACCAUUCCGGCUCCAGGCCCUUCUCAUAUAGGAUGGAUGCACGGCGUCGGACGACGAUGGUGGAGAGGAGCCAGUUGGUUCUUCAAGAGUCCGCCUCCCAACUUCCUCCCGAGACUCCGAUCGAGUCUGUGGAUCCUCCGCCUGAUGCUGGAUUUCAGAUUUUGACGCAGACGUUGGAUCAGACUCUCGGGAGGAGGCCGGGAACGUAUUGUAGGGGGAUGGGGAAUGCCCGACAGAGGGAACCUCGACCGCGGUCAUCGUCGCAGGCAAACAGUCAGGUGACUGUUUUGACAUCGCGGGUUGCCGAGCUUGAGGGUCAGAUGUCGGUGAUUCUGCAGUCCCUCGCGCGGUCCGGGCAUUCCAAUCCCGAAUUUUGGUGCGUCGACCUCCGAGCCCGUCCACCCCGAGCAUCCCCAGCACACCACGGCCCCUGCAGACACCCAUACCUCCGAGCCGCAUGUGGCAGAUGA